CGCCGGGUACUAUAAGUGUAAUAUGUUUACGAGGCAAACGCCAGACUAGUGAGAAAGAAAGUUUAAUUCCAGUUACAUUGUGACUUCUUGUCACGUUUUCAUUCAGGUCUAUUCUCAUGAUGAAUCAUUCUUAACCGUGAAAUUUCGGCAUCUUUGAGUUUCAAUUACAUUUAGAGAGGAAUAUUUUGCACAAUAUCGCAACUGGUUGACGCAAAUUCAAUCUGUCAAUGGUUUCCCGCAGCAUUCGAAACCUACGCACCUUUUAAUGUUGUUUUAUGCCACAGCUGGACGGAUACCAGUGAAAAAUUCUUGGAGCACGUUGAUGGCGCCAAAUACUCGGGAGUGCUCUGUACCAAAAACUAGCAAAUUUUGAUCAUUUUUUACCAUGUUCUCACGGUCAGGUGUGGUGGUUCACCCAGUUCCCAAGUCGUGAAUGUCGUCGCUCCAGUCACCCACAACUGGCAACAUGUUCAGCCCUAGUAUGGCGGGAACCAGCUCCAGUCAUGGGCACCAACCUGCGGAGGUUUUCCGCAAGGAUCUCAUCAGUGCCAUGAAGCUGCCAGAUUCCUACCAGCUGCAGCCAGACGAUUACAUGGUCAUCACAGACACCUGGAAACAGGAAUGGGAGAAGGGUGUUCAGGUGCCAGUCAGCCCCAACAGCAUCCCUAUAGUCUCCUGCACAGCCACCAAGGAACAGGACCAAAGCAACUUUAAAUUGCCAAGAAGGUUGAUAUGUAUGUCUGAAGGUACCAAUGAGCAGGAAGAUUAUGCCACGGCGUUGAAUAAGAAACUGGAAUCAGUUUGCUUAUAUGACCUGGAUGAGGUGGAUGAGCAGUGGCUAGAUAUCAUCAACCAGGAAAGACAAGAAACGAGUGAUCCUUCAAUAGAUGAGUUCACCAUGGAGCACAUUAUUGAAGAAUGUGAGAUGCAGUGCCAUAAAAACAUGGAGCAUGCGAUGCAGACAGAGGAAGGGCUUGGUAUAGAAUAUGAUGAUGACGUCAUCUGUGAUGUCUGCAGAGCGCCUGACUGUGAGGAGGGAAAUGAGAUGGUUUUCUGUGAUAAAUGUGACAUCUGUGUGCACCAGGCAUGCUAUGGCAUUGUGAAAGUUCCAGAAGGAAGCUGGAUGUGUCGUACCUGUGCUCUGGGCAUCCAACCUGUAUGCCUUCUAUGCGGGACGAAAGGUGGAGCAAUGAAAAGCACCAGGAGUGGCACAAAGUGGGCCCAUGUUAGUUGUGCCCUAUGGAUCCCUGAGGUCAGCAUUGGAUGUGUGGAAAGAAUGGAACCCAUCACCAAGAUAUCUCAAAUACCGGUGAGCCGCUGGGCAUUGAUAUGUAAUCUAUGCAGGGUAAGGACCGGCGCUUGUAUACAGUGCUCGGUUAAAACGUGCAAGGUAGCAUAUCAUGUGACCUGCGGUUUUGAACAUAAUUUGGAAAUGAAGACAUUCCUGGAUGAUGAAGUGGAAGUCAGAUUCAAAUCCUUUUGCUUGAAGCACAGCAAGAAACGGAAUGCGGAUUCAGAUACAGAUGGCUCUCCCCAAAAGACCUCAUCCACGGCAGGUACACCCAAGAAGGAGAAGUCUCUUGAGGAAAAGGACAACGAGAGAGCCAUAAGGAUACAAAACAUAACUGAGGACUUCUACAAGUAUGCUAAAGCGAAGGAAGUUGCCAGCAAUCUGAAUAUGAAGGAUGACAUUGAAGUGGUUGACCUUGUGUUUGAGUACUGGAAAUUAAAACGAAAGUCUGGCUUCAACAAGCCUCUAGUCAUCCUUCAGAAAGAGGAAUUGCCGAGUGACAAUGAAGAGUACAAUCUUCACGCUAGGAUGAGGAUGUUUGUACAUCUCCGCCAGGACCUAGAAAGAGUACGUAAUCUCUGCUACAUGGUCCAGAAGCGAGAGAAGCUGAGUAGGCAAAUGGCCACGCUCAGGGAGGACAUUUUUAGGAAGCAACAGCAAAUCUUCUGUGGAGACGUGUCUCACUUCUCGCAAGAGGAUCUAGAAUUUGCUGAGCAAGCUGCUGCCCUGAGCUCUUUGGUCCCUGACAAGGCAGAGUCCACAUUUGACCUGUUCUCAGAAGUGAGCGUCGACGAAGAGAAAGUGAGCGAGGAGGUGAAGUUAGUGGAAGACGUAGUCAUAAGUGAUACUGUGCCAUCGCGGACAAAAACGGAGAGUGAUGAUUAUUCAUCGUCAUCAGAAACGGAGAGUUACAGUGAUUCAAGGAGUAGCUCCAGGGCUGAGCUAUCAAAGACAUAUGAACCAGAACGGAAGCCUGUUAAUUUGAUUUCCAGCUUGGAAUCACAAACGCUUGAGGAUGAUAACCAGAGUGGUGUGGUGAUGGACACUAAAGAUCAAAGGUUACAUCAGGGGCAAGAAUCCAAGAGUGGUCAGGCACCUGCUGAUCCACCUCACUCUGUCAAAGGGAGUAUAAACAGGCAGAAUAGACAGCUGAAACGGACUGCAUCUGAUGUUGUUUACACAGAUAGUAUACAAACCAAACGUAAAUCUAGGAACGGUAGAUACAGCCGUAACUCAGAAACAAAAUCUAACAUUACAUCCUACUUCAAGUCGACCAGAUCAGACUCCUCUCAACCAGACCUCAAUCAAUCUCAUGAGAAAACAGGCAGCAGUCAGACACGAGAGAAACCUGCUAGACAAGCCACCAGGUAUCCUCGCCAGUCACUCUCCCCAAGACAGUUGCAGAUGAAGGAAGAGGCUGCGCGUCUUCAAGAGCAGAUGUUUGCCUCCAGCCCGACCUCUAGGGCCAUCCUGAGUGGGUACCGCAUCCCUAAAAAGAAGUCCAUUCCCUCCAGUGAGUCCUCACCCCCCGCCAUGGAGGCAGACACUGCUCCUCUAACAUCAUUGCAGCAGCUACAGAGGGGAGACCACAGCCUUGCACUCAUCCCAGAAACGAGGAGUGCUCGACGGAGAAUUGAAGACGAACUUGACAAAGAGAGUAAUAGUAGCGACAGGCAAUUUGAAAAUAUUGAUGCAGAGGUUAGUAUCUGCCUGAAAAGCAAGGAGUCUCCAUCUCCUCCAAGCCCGUGUGAUUCAGAAGAUGAUAUCAUCAUCGUUGACGAUGACCAUCAAGAGCAACUAACCAAGCAGCUUUUAUCUCAGAGUCUAAGCAGCGCAAGUGCAAAACUCACAAGAAGUCAAAGUGCAGAUAGCCCUGAUGUUAAUAGUAGAGUCAAUGAGAACAAACCUGUCGCCACUCGAAUAUACGAUGCUGCAUAUCGGUUACUCAAUAGCGCUAUUCCUCUGUAGUUCUAUUUUUAUAGCUUUUUUUCUCUUUUUUUUUCUGUCGCCUUGUUCUGAUAAUGCCAAUUAUGCCAUACUGUAUUUGUAUGGUGAAGGAGGUUUUCAGGGUAAAUGCCCAUAGUCUCAAAUUCAUAGAUAAUCUAGUCUGAAAUCCUUCAAAGUGAAAAUGUUGAUCCUAAUGUUGCACUUGUUCAAAAAUCUGGUGAUAAAUUUGAUUAUUAGUAGAGAGGACUCAGUAAAUUCCAUUUGCCCAUGCUACUGUGCAUUACAGCAUUAUGCUCAUUACCAAGAGAGAUCUCUUAAUAGAGAUUAGAUCUAAUAUUUGUGUCAAGUUUUCCUUCAGCAAAUCAGUAUUACUCGAACGUGUUGGGUGGCUCAAUAUUUAAAUCCCUAUUAUUGUAACUGUUGGUCCCACUGUCUGGUAAAACUGAACACACUUCCUAAAUUUCUAGUAGUGUCUUUUUACCCUUUACUGACAAAGCACCCUAUUGGUUGAAAAAGCAUUUAUUGUGUUUGUAUGAACACACAUUAGAGUGGUGUCGCCCCAAUGGCUUCUAUUGUGGUUUUUAGAGUACAUGUAUAAAGAUUUACUACAGAAGUACCCCUCAGUAUUGACCAAGAGUGUUAUAAAGGGAAUAUACAACAUUUGCUUUUGCUGUAAUUUUCAGAAAUAAUGGAUGUUGGGUUUUAGUAUUUUAAAGCAAAUAUUGUUACAUUGACUUGUUAGAAGUUUUGUGUUUGUAGUUGCUGGAA
Patiria miniata (bat star) is the source of this 4006-nucleotide messenger RNA. RefSeq names its product protein Jade-3-like. Gene Ontology annotation, biological process: regulation of transcription by RNA polymerase II. The record is from RefSeq and is a predicted model, not a curated record. Gene Ontology annotation, cellular component: histone acetyltransferase complex. The transcript has 15 exons. The coding region runs from base 434 to 3259 and encodes 941 amino acids. NCBI's taxonomy places the organism in Eukaryota, Metazoa, Echinodermata, Asteroidea, Valvatida, Asterinidae.